CCAAAGAUUAAUGCACAUUUGAGAGUUCAGUUGUGCAAAAACCUACUGGUCAACAGUGAUGUGGAAAAUAAAGUGAUCGUCAGAUGAGUCAUCCCUCACAUUCUUUACAAGUGGGCAAGUGCAUGUGUGGUGUACACCAAGAGAACAGUAAAGGCCUGAAUACUUUACCCCUGCAUAGGUGUUUCACACUGCUCUUAGUCAACGGCUAAGGAAGCAGUUAGCCUGGGACCGAGAAGGCAUUCACACUGGCACAUCCUCAUGCAUCCCAAGUGGGCUAGCCCCAACUUUAGCCUAGGGCUUGCUAAGUAUGCUCCAGAGCAGGGUUAGCCCCAAAUCUGCAGGGUUAUCCCCUGAAAAUGGAUUUAAUCCAGGUCUAAAAAUUGCCAGCGUAAAAGAAGGCUGAGUAAAUAAUUUAAUUUUAGAAUUUUAACACAAGUUACGUGUUUCAGCUGACAUUUAACCUAGGGCUUGCGGAUAUGCCAUGUAAGUCAUAUAGACCUGGGCUUAGGUUAACCAUGGGUUAAUAAUGUGUGUGUGAAAAGGGGCUAAGUUAGUCCACAGUCAACUCAAGGAUGACCAUGGAUGACCUUAGCCCUUUAUCCUUUUAUGAAACAUUUCUAUCCCAAAGCAAAUGGUUCUUCCAGGAUGACAAUGCCACCCAUACCAUCCAUAGGGAAUGAGGGGCCACUGAAUGGUUUGUGAUAAACCACCUGGGACGAACAAUGUCUGUCCCGGAUCGCAGUUCCCGGCAGGGUGUUGGACCCAGUCUUGUGAAUAUUGAUGCUGUGCAGAACCACUCCAAGCUCUUCAGAGCAGACUGCAUGAGGCUAAUGCAGCAAGCUGACAAAGCAUGCAAACUAAUGCAAGGUGAUGACAACAGACGACUAGAUCAAAGAGUCAGUGACAUCCAGUAUCUGAAGAAGGAGUUGGAACUGCAGUUGGAGGAGAUUAUUGUGGAGACUGAUGUCCUUAUAGCACUGCAGAGCAGAGUGGUAAAAGCACUGGAGGCCUGCAAAGAGCCUCUUACAGUCACCACUCUCUGUCUGGAGGAGAGAAUGAAACGUUUCCCCUCUGAUAGGCUACGUGAUGAUGUGGAAAGAGAGCUGCUAAAGGAGAAGGAGGUUAUUGAGGGAGCGGCUUCUCUUCUGCAGAGUGUAUUAGAGCAGAUCACUGAGCAGAUACGAUUGAACCGAUCUGCCAAGUACCAUCUAGAGAAGGAUCUGAAGGAGAAAUCCAAGGCUCAGUGCAUUGAUAAUUCCUGUGCCUUAAGGACUACCAAUACCAUCAACAACCUGCAGAUCACCAAUACUGAACUGCCGAGCUUGACAGUGACUCCAAAGCAGUGGGAGAAAAUCUCAGACCUCAACAUUGCCAAAGCAGUGCAGCAGAAAACCAACUCUGUGUCCCUGCGGGCCCAGGUGGAGUCUGUUCUGGAGCAGACAGCCACUGACAUGCAGAAGCAGGUCCGGGACACAGCAGCAGCCCUCCAGCUGAAUAUCCAGAAGAUCAAGUCUGCCAAGAGCCAGAUGGAAGAUAAACUUACCAAGAUUCUGUCUGAGUUUGCAAGCCAGCAGAGGAUUCCUGAGGAUCUGCAAGUGGCCAUCACAAACAGUGAACAAGCUUUAAGUUUGGCCCAGGCCCGCCUGGCUUUGCGCCGGCAGAGGCCUGGCAAAGAGCAAUGCCAUGAUCCAGCACAGUCCCAGCUCCUCGCCGAGGUCCAGCAGCUCACCACUCAUAUCAACAAACUGCGUGAGGCGGCGUCUCAGUCAGAAGAGGAGCAGAGGGCUCUAGUUCGCUGCCAGCUGGAGCUGCAGGAGAGCAUUGAGAUCAAGGCCAAUUCUCUCUACAUUGAUGAGGUCAUCUGUACCCAGCACAGGGAGCCCAUUAUCAUACAUAACUUCUGAGUAGUCAGACAUUCUACCUACAUACACAUAUUAUUUAUUCAUAUAAACUCAAAACAAAAAUUUGAAUACAACACAUUUGUUUUUGCUCCUGUUUUUCACAUUUAAAUAAAACACCUAAAAAAAAGUUUCUGCACACAAUAGAAUCAUUUCUCUCAAAUUUUGGUCGCGUAUUUGUUAAAAUCAGUAUGAAGGAGCACAUCAAUCAAUCAUUAAUAAUUAUCCAUAAUUAUUCAAAUCAUUGCUAAAUAAUUUUCUCCCUAUCAAAUAAUUGAUUAGUUUCUUUUUUCAGC
This is a messenger RNA of Epinephelus moara (kelp grouper), 2194 nucleotides long. It is a transcript of the gene tekt1, whose product is annotated as tektin 1. The record is from RefSeq and is a predicted model, not a curated record. Gene Ontology annotation, cellular component: nucleus; microtubule cytoskeleton. Gene Ontology annotation, biological process: cilium movement involved in cell motility; cilium assembly. NCBI's taxonomy places the organism in Eukaryota, Metazoa, Chordata, Actinopteri, Perciformes, Serranidae. The transcript has 8 exons. Bases 723 to 1904 code for a protein of 393 amino acids.